Molecule: messenger RNA, 3822 nt
Organism: Oreochromis niloticus (Nile tilapia)
Lineage: Eukaryota; Metazoa; Chordata; Actinopteri; Cichliformes; Cichlidae
Gene: nxpe3
Product: neurexophilin and PC-esterase domain family, member 3
Exons: 6
Coding region: 1485-3203 (572 amino acids)
Source: RefSeq, a predicted model, not a curated record
AAUGUGCUAUGUCGCCGGUAUCUUCCUCUGUCACACCAACCCUAUGCAUGUCCUCCUUCACUACAUCCAUGAACAUUCUCUGUGAUCCUUGUCUUCUCUUCCUCCCUGGCAGCUCUGCAUUCAGCAUCCUUUGUCCAAAUAUUUCCACUCUCUCCUCUGCACGUCCAAAUGCUCUCUUCCUUGCCUCUGCAAUUUAACUUCUAGUUUUGUACACUGAUCAAACAUAAUAUUACGACCACCUGCCUAAUAUUGUGUUGGUCCCCCUUUUGUUGCCAAAAUAGCCCUGACUCACUGAAGCAUUGACUCCACCAGCCCCUGGCCGGUAUGCUCGAGUAUCCGGCACUGAAAUGUUAGCAACAGAUCCUUUAAGUCUUGUAAGAUGCAAGGUUGAGUACCCUGAUGAAAGAGGCCACAGCAAACAAGGUAUAUAGUUUCCAUAAAAGGAUGUGCAUUGUCUGUUACCACACUUAGGUAGGUGAUGUCAAAGUAACAUGCACAUGGAUGUCAGGACCCAAGGUUUCCCAGCAGGACACGGCCCAAAACAUCACACUGCCUCUGCAAGCUUGACGUGUUCCGAGGUAAGUGACACGCAGCCAUCCACGAUUCAUCAGACCAGGCCGCCUUCUUCUAUCACUCUGUGGUCCAGUUUUCACACUCACAUCGUUUGAAAUCCGUGGACUGACUGCUAAUUACUUUGAAAGCUGGGUCACUGGGCAGGAUGUCAGGACACAUUGUGUGUAGCACAGUGAGAGAGUGAAUGAAAAUAAACAAAACAUGAAACACAGAGACAACAUCGAGGGAACAUGAAGUAAAUAACCCCAAGGAGGGCUGAACUGGAGGCUUCAAAUGAUACAACAGGGACAAUGAAACAUAAUAAACAGAAUCUAGAAACCAAGCCCACUUCUCAAAAUCAAAACAACAAUGAUUUAUGAUUCAAAAGUCCAAAAAACACAAAACAGUGAGUCAAAGAAUCAGAACCAUGACACACAGGAAGUGCUGAUUUUUUUUUCAGCGUCACAAAAACUACUUUUCUUUCUUCUCUUUUUAUCACUGUUAUUGUUGCUGUUACAAAGGAACAGCUGAAGUAUACCGAGUGGCCACCUGGGGACGCAGUAGCACCCACUCGGUCACCCAAUCCGCUGCACUUUUUUCCCACCCUCAUCAUGAUGGUGUGCUGGUUUUUUGGGGGGCCAAUCGUAAGGUGACCUGUUCGAUUCCAGCCUGGUUCUCUGUGGGGUUACGCCAGAAAGCGCAUCCGCUGUAACAGCUCAACCCACCGUGGACAUACUAUCCUCCUCCCCAAUCGUGAGCGAUGAGGAGUGGAAAUCGCCUGAUCUUAAAGCCCACAUUGCUCUUCUGUUACCAUCCUCUUCAUCCUGCUUCAGGGAUCGGACAUGAUGUUGCUCUGUAACGUCAGGUUGGAAUGACAUUAUGUCGUCCUGGUGACAGCAGAGUGUGAUCAUGGGAUUUAGAAGAGGGUCACCAUGUGCCAUAAUCUGUCCAAAUAUACCCCAAUUUUCCUCUUCCUCACACUGUCUGGCAUCAUCUUCCUGCUGCGGAACAUCCACACAGUAGAGAACUGGAACUGCCAAGCGAUUUCAUCCUUCUACCAGCUGCAGAGCAGGAUCCAUUCAUCCCUCAGUGUGUCUGCUUUCUAUCACAACCAUACCUACUGUACCCAUGUGGGCCAGAAACCCUCUCCCGAGGAUGAACUUGAGGAACGGUACCUGUUGGAACUCAUCAGCUGGCCCAGCCCUCCGCCUCACUCUGGACCAACCACCCUGAAGCAGACGAGUGACCCUGUCCACAGCCUGUUCACAAUACUUCCCGCUAAAGAAGGAAGGGAGUGGCAUGUGGGCGAUCAGCUAGAGGUCCUCGUCCAGAUGCACGACUUCCAGGGUCGUCCUAAACGCUACGGCGGGGAUUUCCUUCUGGCCAGGCUGCACUCUCCGGAGCUCGGAGCGGCCGUGGUUGGGCAGGUGGUUGACCACAAGAAUGGAUUUUAUUCUGCUCUGUUCCCACUCCUCUGGGUGGGCUCUGCACAGGCUGAAGUCAUGUUGGUGCACUCCAGCGAGGCCGUCGCUGUGCUGCGACGACUCAGGGAGGAACGGGCCGAUCGGGUCUUUUUUAAGAGCAUGUUCCGUUUAGGCCUUUUAUCAGAAACUACUGUGUGCAACCUGUGCUUGCCUCCCGACCAUCAGCCUCUUUGCAACUACACAGACCUUCACACAGGCGAGCCCUGGUACUGCUACAAGCCCAAGGUGCUCAGCUGUGACACCAGAAUCAACCAUGCCAAGGGAGGCUACUUGAAAAACCUCAUCACCAACAAGGAAGCACUGCUAUUCAAAAGUGGUGUAAAUCUCAAAGUUUACAUACAUGCUUCAGGACCUGAUAAAAUCAGCGUGCUGCCACAGAAAGAUAAAGUGGAGGAAGAAAACAGCACAACUAAACCAGAACAUAUUCAGCUAGAAACAUCUGGAUAUUACUACAUGGACUCCUGGAGGCCAUUAGAUGGAUUUACAAUGCGUCAGUUCAACGAAUCAUCAGCAGUUGUACAGUGUUUGAAGAACAAGGUGAUCAACAUGUAUGGAGACUCUACUGUGAGACAGUGGUUCGAGUAUCUCAUUGGUUUUGUACCAGAAUUAAAGGAGUUCAACCUAUACAAUCCUAAAAAGGUUGGGCCGCUCAUGGCGGUGGACAGCACACAUAAUAUUCUCUUGAAGUACCGCUGCCACGGCCCUCCAAUCCGCUUCACUACUGUGAUGUCCAGCGAGUUGCGGUACAUUUCGAAUGAGCUUGACGGCCUCUCUGGGGGCCCCAACGUGGUUGUGGUCCUCAGCAUCUGGUCCCACUUCAGCACCUUUCCUGUGGACAUAUACAUACGGCGUCUUCGGCACAUUCGACAGGCGCUGGUCAGACUUAUAGACCGAGCGCCAGGGACGCUCAUAGUGAUCCGCUCAGCCAAUCUUCAAGCCCUGGAUCAAGAGGUGAGCCUUUACAACAGCGACUGGUACUCCCAGCAGCUCGAUCAGGUGCUCAGGACCAUGUUCAAGGGGCUGAACGUUCUGGUGGUGGAUGCCUGGCAAAUGACUUUAGCUCACCAUUUACCUCAUGCCCUCCAUCCUCCUCCACCUAUCGUCAAGCAAAUGAUAGACAUGCUUUUAUCUUAUGUUUGCCCCGAGAGGAAAAAAAGCCAGAAAUAGAAGUACAGUGAUGAUAGCAGAUAUAUUGUUAAAUGUGAUGUGUGAAUCCAUCCGUCAGUUUCAAACACAUUUUGGUUUGGCUUCUUAAGAACUCAUAUAUUUUUCUAAAACUGCAAACUCUUCAAAUACUGAAGAUUUACUUUCCUGCUAUUUUUUUUUUUAUUCCUACAAAACAUUUUUUACUCUGAUUUCCAAAGACUUUGGCACAAUGAUUGUUACUUCUCAUCUUUUGGUAUUACCAAAGUUUUAUUCAUGUGCAUUAUUUUAAUGUAUAGAGCGGUUCAAAGAAUUAUUGAACACAUCAUCAAUUUUCUAAGUAAAUGUGUUUCUAAAGGUGCUCACCAGAUGUUGGUCAACAACCAAUCCAGUCCGCACAUGCAAAGAAAUCAAACCGUAGAUUUAGAUUUGAAAUUAAGUUAUGUGCAAAAAUCAGAAAUGAUAACUGGGGUCAUUGGCUUGCUGAAACGUGCACCCUCGUUUCAUCUUCAUCAUCCUGGUAGGUGGCAGCAGUGUUUUAUUAGGAGUUCCUCGCCACAUGUUCGCAUUCAUCCUUCCUUCGGUUAUAUGAAGCGUGCCAGUGCCGUAUGCUGAAAUAAACCCCCACACCAUUAUGUUCCCA